Messenger RNA from Malassezia japonica, 891 nucleotides. RefSeq lists its product as uncharacterized. Gene Ontology annotation, biological process: positive regulation of mRNA splicing, via spliceosome. Lineage: Eukaryota; Fungi; Basidiomycota; Malasseziomycetes; Malasseziales; Malasseziaceae. Bases 1 to 891 code for a protein of 296 amino acids. Gene Ontology annotation, molecular function: RNA binding. Gene Ontology annotation, cellular component: spliceosomal complex. The record is from RefSeq and is a predicted model, not a curated record. The transcript has 3 exons.
AUGGCCGACGAGUGGAACAACGAGACGGAAGCGCACGACGUAGAGGGCGAGCGCAUGGAGCAGGAGCGCAUUGAUGUUGCACCCGAGCGCGAGGAGCGCGAGGAGCGUGGAGAGCGUGGAGAACGCGACGACCGUCGUGACGACCGCCGGGACGACCGCCGCGACAGCUACCGCCCCAAUUACCGCCGGGACGACCGCCGGGACGACCGCCGCGACAGCUACCGCCCGAACGACCGCCGCCGCGACUAUGACCGCCGCGACUAUGACCGCCGCGACGACCGCGACGACCGCCGCGACUAUCGUGACGACCGUCGUGACGACCGCCGCGACGACCGCGACGGCUACCGCCGCGAGCGCCGCGAUUUCCGCCGCGACGGACCCCGCCGCGACGACGACAACGAGGGCGGCAACCCCGGCAACAACCUGCACAUUUCCUCGCUUGCUCGCGAGACGCAGGAUGCGGACCUUGAGGAGCUCUUUGCGCCGUACGGUGCGCUGAUCAAGGCGCAGGUCAUGCGCGAUCCCCACACAAAAGAGGCGCGUGGAUUCGGGUUCGUGACGUUUGAGCAGGUCGACGAUGCAGCCAAGGCCGUCGAGGAGCUGAACGGGCGCGAGCUGUUGGGCCGUGCGAUUACCGUGCAGGUCGCGCGCCGUGCGCGUGCGCGUGCGCCGACGCCGGGCCAGUACCUGGGCCCCCCGAAGCGCGACGGCCGCGACAGCCGCGACAGCCGCGACGGCCGUGACGCCCGCGGCGGUUUCCGUGGCGGCCGCGACCGCGGCUACGACCGCGGCUACGACCGCGACCGCCCCCGCGACGACCGCCGCGACGACCGCCCCCGCGCCACGUCGCCCAGCCGUGCCCCUCGUUCCUACGAUGCUGCGCCCAACUAG